CAACGCUUUUCUCAAUCAAUCAAAUGGUAUAUCAUAAGCAUAAAACAAAAAAGCUUGUAAAAAAAUUCAUAGGCCACCAUCACUCAUAGGCCAUAGCUCCAUUAUCCCUUUACAACGAAGAAAACAAUCAACAAAACUUAAAAAGGAAAAUAACCCUUCAAAUGAACAGAAAGGAAGAGUGAAAACUGAGGAAGAUGCUAUGAUGGAGUCAAAGCCUGUACGUUUCCUUACUCAGCAAUCUUUUUUUGAAGCUGUUCGAUCUGGGGAGCUUGAGUCUGUCAAGCAGUUGUUGGAUAAGUUGACAAAAGAUGAACCGCCAGAUGGAUCGUCAACGGUGUCUGAUCUGAUGGCAGCACAAAGUGAGUUAGGGGGGACUGGUUUGUAUAUUGCUGCGGAGAACAAUUUCCAAGAGAUUUUCAGUUACUUGCUCAAGUUCUGUGAUGUUGAGGUUGUUAAGAUCAGGUCUAAGUCUGAUAUGAACACUUUUCAUGUUGCUGCUAAAUUAGGAAACUUGGGUAUUGUGAAGGAACUUUUGGCCAUUUGGCCAGAGCUUUGCAAGUUAUGUGACUCAUCAAAUACCAGUCCCCUUUAUUCUGCAGCUGUUAAAGAUCAUUUGGAUGUGGUAAAUGCAAUAUUGAAUGCCGAUGCAAGCUGCAUAAGGAUAGUGCGCAAAAAUGGAAAGACAGCACUGCACACAGCUGCAAGGUAUGGCCUUAUUAAUACAGUAAAAGCUCUUAUAGAUUGUGAUCAAGGAAUUGUGAGCAUGAAAGAUAAGAAAGGCCAAACUGCACUCCAUAUGGCUGUGAAGGGUCAAUGUCCUGCUGUAGUAGAAGAACUUUUGCUUGCUGAUCACUCCACGCUGAAUGAACGUGACAAAAAGGAGAAUACAGCAUUGCACAUAGCUACAAGGAAAUCUCGCCCACAGAUUGUGAGCUUGUUGCUGAGCUAUAGAUCUAUCGAUGUCAACGCCAUUAAUAAUCAGCAUGAAACUGCAAUGGAUUUGGCUGAUAAACUUCAGUAUGGAGAAUCUUCGCUGGAAAUUAAUGAAGCUCUGACAGAGGCAGGAGCAAAGCAUGCUAGGUAUGUUGGCCAAGUGGAUGAAGCAAUGGAGCUUAAGAGGGCUGUCAGUGAUAUUAAGCAUGAGGUGCAUUCACAAUUUAUACAAAAUGAAAAAACAAACAGAAGAGUUUCUGGGAUUGCCAAGGAACUUAGGAAACUCCAUAGAGAAGCUGUCCAGAACACCACCAAUUCUAUUACUGUUGUUGCUGUGCUCUUUGCAUCGAUAGCUUUCUUGGCUAUCUUCAACUUGCCUGGUCAAUAUGUACAAGAAGAACCAGAUACAGGGAAGGCUAACAUAGCUGAUCAGGUAGGUUUCCGCGUGUUCUGCCUCCUGAAUGCCACAUCCCUCUUCAUAUCUUUGGCAGUUGUCGUUGUUCAGAUCACAUUGGUUGCAUGGGACACGACAGCUCAGAAACAGGUUGUAUCAGUAGUAAACAAGCUGAUGUGGGCUGCCUGUGCUUGCACUUGUGGAGCAUUUUUGUCCAUAGCUUUUGUGGUUGUGGGAAAAGGGAGUUCAUGGAUGGCUGUUACUAUAACCAUAGUGGGAGCUCCAAUUCUUGUCGGAACACUUGCGAGCAUGUGCUAUUUUGUAUUUCGACAACAUUUUGGGAUUUUUCGUAGCGAUUCUCAGAGACGAAUAAAAAGGCCAGGUGGGAGCAAGUCUUUUUCAUGGUCAUACUCAGCAAAUAUAUCAGAUGUUGAUGAUUAUAAUUCUGACCUUGAGAAGAUAUAUGCUUUGUAAACACUAUCAAGAAACAAAAUUAAGCCUGUAAAAAGCAUGGUACGGCUGCAGAAGGUCUUUGUUGUUUUUAAGUAUGGCUUUUUGUAACUAAAUGGCUGAUGAAUUCUAGAAUUCUAUAUCAAGCUGACUGUUUUGAAUCCAAUUUCUGUGUAAGAAAGAGUUGGUCAAUGCUUCCUAGUUGACAACCACAAGGCUGAUCAUAGAUUUGUGUAUAAUCAUGUAUAUGAGGAAUAGUAUCACGGACCUAAGGAUGAGUCCUGAAUCUCACAUCGAACAUAAUAGGAAGGUCACUGGGGUAUAAAAGGGUUCACACCAUCUCCGCCUUGUGAGGCGCCUUUUGUAGGACAAAACCGUGAGGCCAAGGGGGCUAGAGCGGACAAUACCUCACAAGGGUGUGAACCGUGGCGGGAAGGCUGAUUCGGGACGUCAGAAGGGUGAAUGCCCGGGUCCCGGAGCCGCGCGGGUUCGGAGCUUAAGUCUCGACCCGUGACAAGUGGUAUCAGAG
Durio zibethinus is the source of this 2306-nucleotide messenger RNA. Its product is annotated as ankyrin repeat-containing protein At2g01680-like. The record is from RefSeq and is a predicted model, not a curated record. Gene Ontology annotation, cellular component: plasma membrane. Gene Ontology annotation, molecular function: protein binding. Lineage: Eukaryota; Viridiplantae; Streptophyta; Magnoliopsida; Malvales; Malvaceae.